AGUUUUAAACAACAUGUGUUUGAACCUGAUCCAGAAAGAGUGAAACAAAUAAUGGAUAAAUCUUUAAGUGAUGCUGAAUGGAUAUUUAAAAAGUAUAAUAUAGAUAUUCAAACUUUAUUGCCAAAUAAUAGUAAAUAAUAUUAUUAAAAAUAUUUAAAGUAGAAAAAUCUUUUCUAACAUGAAUUUCCACGAUUUAGCAACUGCUGGAAUAUCUAAUACGGAUAUUAAUAAAUUUUGGUAUGCAAUAAAUGUUUGGCUGAAUCACUCUCAAGUUAUCAACAAGAGAAUAUUAUCUUCAGAAAUUAUUUUCACAGCAAAAGUAAACUAUCUUGACAUUGAAUCAAUCGCUGAACGAAUUUCGAAUAUUAAAGAUGUUUCGAAAUUUUUUAAAGAUAAUGUUUUUUGUAUUUUCAAUAUAUUAGGUGAUUUGUCAUUGACUCUUUUAUCAAAAAAUACAGACUUUAUUCAACAUAAUGAUGUAAAAAUUAAUGAAACUGGCAAAUUUUUAAUAGUAAUAAAACUUUCUCCUAAAGAUAAUUCGAAUUUCAGUCCAACUAUGGAGUUUGUUUUAAUAGAUAAAGAAGCAACAAAUAUUAUUUGCCAAUCAAUGUGUCUUGAUAAUAAUAAACGAUGCUUGACUUUGCAGUGGCCUUACAAAAUUAGUUGCGAUAAAGAAAAAAUUAGUAUAGCAGUAGCAACUUCUGAAUCAGACUUUGAUCAUCCAAGUAUCCAUUGGUUAAAAACCAAACUUCUCUUAUCUUUAGAGAAAUGGAUGACAUCAGAAGUUCUAAAUAAUUCUUUUGUUCAGGGUUCUUUGAAUCUAAUUUCAAUACAUAAAUAUCACAGUUUGUACACAGAAUUAAAAUUAAAAUAUAGCCCUGAUUUAAUAAAGAACUGGACUGAAUGUACUGACCCUAAAAAAUUUGUGUUUGAAGACAUAGCAAUUGCAGCUUAUUUAUUAGUAUUAUGGGAGCAAGAAAGAAAUAAAGCAUGCCUUGAAAAAAAACAAUCCUUCUUAGAUCUUGGAUGUGGAAAUGGACUACUUGCAUACAUACUGACGAAUGAAGGACACAAUGGUCUAGGAAUUGAUUUACGACGAAGAAAAAUAUGGGAUUUAUUUUCACAAACUACUCAACUAGAAACUAGAACAAUAAUUCCAUCAUCAAAAUCGCUAUUUCCUGACAUAGAUUGGAUAAUUGGCAACCACUCAGACGAAUUAACACCAUGGAUACCAGUAAUUGCAGCUCGAAGUUCAUACAAUUGUAGGUUUUUCUUGCUUCCCUGCUGUGCUUAUGAAUUUGAUGGUAGAAAAUACCAACGAACUAUAGCGUCUAAUAGCCAGUAUUUAGAAUAUUUAAAAUACGUGCAAAGUAUCUGUGAAGUAUGUGGAUUUGUUACACAAGUUGACAAACUACGUAUUCCAUCUACAAAACGAAUAUGUUUAAUUGGAUCUGCAAGAACAUACAGUGAAGAAGAAACCGAUAUCAUAGACAAUGAAAUAGAAAAAAUUAUUUUAGACCGUUCGUUAAAUAUAAAAUCAGAUAAAAGUGAAAUAAUUGAUGAUCAAAAGUGGUCGCAGAAUUUCAAACCCAGAGAAGUGGUGGAAAAAGUAAGAAAUUGUACCAAAAUUGAUAAAGAAGUUGUCAAUAAGAUAGUUGAUUUAGUUGUAAAUCAUUUGUUAUGUAAAACUCGUAUAAUAGAAUUGGAAAAUUCUAACAUAAAAUGGAAUGCUGGUGGGAAGGUAAAAUUGAAGGAAAUAGUUAAAGUAAUACCUUCAAAUACUCUUCAACAAUUGAAAAAAGAAUGUGGAGGUUUACAAACAUUAUUGAGAAAUAAUAGCCACAUUUUUCAAGUAAUUGAUGGUACCGUUCAAUUUAGAAUACCUGGAUCUAAUAGUACAACUAUUAAAAAACGUCGUAAUAAAUCCAAUAUUCAAUUUCGAGUAAAACCAUGUUGGUUUUUUAUUAAUCACCCUAAUGGCUGUCCGUUAAGCAGUGAAAAAUGUACUUAUAAACAUUGAAUUCCUUUCAAUUUGAGUUCAAUUAAAAUAUGGUUUCAUACUUAGAUUAUAAAAAUACACAAAAAAUAUUUUUGUAUACUGGUUAAAAAAUUGAUUUUUUAUUCUAUUCAUAAAGUUAUAAUUCAUUUAUUGUUUGAAAAAUAAACAUAAUGAACACAGAAUUAAUUGCAGUAAUCAUGAGUUAUCCAUUUACAGCAAUUUGUAAUCAUUACAUGGUUUAUACAUGAAAAUUUGCUCCACAAAAAU
Chelonus insularis is the source of this 2266-nucleotide messenger RNA. Its product is annotated as probable tRNA (uracil-O(2)-)-methyltransferase. The transcript has 3 exons. Lineage: Eukaryota; Metazoa; Arthropoda; Insecta; Hymenoptera; Braconidae. The coding region runs from base 179 to 2020 and encodes 613 amino acids. Gene Ontology annotation, biological process: tRNA methylation. Gene Ontology annotation, molecular function: metal ion binding; tRNA (uridine) methyltransferase activity. The record is from RefSeq and is a predicted model, not a curated record.